This is a messenger RNA of Molossus molossus (Pallas's mastiff bat), 957 nucleotides long. Its product is annotated as putative serine protease 45. The record is from RefSeq and is a predicted model, not a curated record. Gene Ontology annotation, molecular function: serine-type endopeptidase activity. Lineage: Eukaryota; Metazoa; Chordata; Mammalia; Chiroptera; Molossidae. Gene Ontology annotation, biological process: proteolysis. The transcript is spliced from 6 exons. Bases 1 to 957 code for a protein of 318 amino acids.
AUGGCCGCCUGGCUGUCUGGCCUCAGCGCUGGGCCUGGAGGUCUGAGCCUCCGCCUGCGCCUCCGCCUCCUGCUGCUCUGCCUGCUGCUGCUGCUGCUGCUGAACUCGGGUUACAAAGGAGAUGACUCCCAACCAGCUUGUGGCAAACCCUGGUGGUCGGAAGAUGUGGAUGUGACCCGCCAUUGGCCCUGGGAGGUGAGCCUCCGCCUGAAAAAGCAGCAUGUGUGUGGAGGGGCCCUCAUUGACCACAGAUGGGUGGUGACUGCUGCUCACUGCAUCGAAGGCACCAAAGAGUACACGGUGACUCUCGGCACCUCUCAGCUGAGGCCCAGGAACUCGAGGACGGCCAUCUCGAUCCACGUGAGGGAUAUCAUUAUACACCCCAAGUACUGGGGCCGGACCUUCAUCAUGGGCAACAUUGCCCUUCUCCAGCUUUACACUCCUGUCACCUUCAGCAAGUACGUCCAGCCCAUCUGCCUCCCGGAGCCCACCUACAAGCUGAAGGUUGGGACGCAGUGCUGGGUGACCGGCUGGGGCCAGGCUAGGCAGCGGUUCUCAGCCAACACCACGCUGACCCCAGAGCUGCAGGAGGCUGAGGUGUUUAUUAUGGACAACAAGAGGUGUAACCAGAUUUACCGAAAGAAGUCCCCUGUCCCCAACCUCAUCCCCCUUGUCUUGGGACACAUGGUCUGUGCCACCAAUUAUGGAGAAAACUUGUGCAAUGGGGACUCCGGGGGCCCGCUGGCUUGUGAAGUCGAAGGCAGAUGGAUUCUGGCCGGGGUGUUGUCCUGGGAGAAGGCCUGCGCCGAAGCCCAGAAUCCGGGCGUGUACACACGCAUCACCAAAUACAGCAGCUGGAUCAAGAAUCAAAUGAGCAACAGGGCUCUCUCAGGGCCCUGCGCCUCCCCCUGGCUCCUUCUCCUGUCCUGGCUGCUGAGGUCCCAGAUGGGCUCCUGA